UAGAGUCGUGUGCGGAGAUGACCAGCAGAAAAUUGUUUGAUUUUGCGGGCGCUCGCAGCUGUCCUGAUAAGGAAAAACGCCACCAAUCAAGACGGCCACCUUCGGGAGCAGCCAGGCUUGAUAUCCACGGGUAGUAAUCUGCAAUCGCUUGCGCCCUCUCCUUCUUCCAGGACGAGGGUGCGAGUGUAAAGCUACUCGUAGACUUGCAACCCUCAUCGAAUUCCACUGGACGCGCCUGGGCACGCGAUCGCCAACCCCGCCGUGGUGCUAGUGACCCCCACCGAGAUUCACGACUCGACGCUUUCCCACUCCACCCAGAAAGCGUCCACAGAAUAGUGCUCCUUGCCCAUGGAUUCUACGACAGAUGCUCCGACACAACUCGAGGGCCAGUCCAAAGGCCGCAGGAAGAAGGAGAGCGGAACCAUCUCCAAGAGAAGAUGUAUCUCAAGUGCGUGUGUGCCGUGCCGCAAGAGGAAGUCGAAGUGUGAUGGCUCUACACCUUCCUGCUCCGCUUGCGCUGCCGUGUAUAAUACAGAGUGCGUCUACGACCCUAACUCCGAUCACCGGCGGAAGGGCGUGUACAAGAAGGACAUCGACAACCUGAAGACGCGCAACUCGACCCUGCAGACCCUAGUCCAAGCCAUCCUGAACUAUCCCGAGGAUGAGGUCGCUGUGCUGGUGCAGCAGAUUAGGACGUGCGAGAGUCUGGAUGCCGUCGCCGAGGCAAUAAUGGCGAAGGAGAAUGGGAUGGAGGACGACGACGAUGAGCCUGUGUCACCAUUCACUAACAACGAUCCCUCGGUACCGACGUUCGAGUCCCAGCUAUCAGGGAAUAUGGGAGAGCUCCGACUCGAGGACGGCUCUACAAGAUACAUAGGUGGAACGUCACAUCUGAUCUACGUCGGCGGGGGGACAGACGGGACAGACGGGACAGACUCGCCGGCAUCAUACUCGAACGUGGACCAUUACCAGCAGCAGGAGGACCCGCUUACGUCGUGGACCGAAGUAACCUCGGACCCGGAGCUCGUUCUUCAUCUAGUGAACAUGUAUUUUUGCUGGCACUAUAGUUUCUUCACGACCCUUUCAAAAAGCCUCUUCUAUCGGGAAUUCUUACUAGGGAAACCGCCACCGGGCUCCCGGCGGAAAACGGAGUAUUGUACACCACUAUUGGUCAAUGCCAUGCUCGCGCUGGGCUGUCACUUCACAUCAUGGCCUGGCGCGAGGGUAGACCGGAACGAUUCGGCGACGGCAGGAGAUCAUUUCUUCAAGGAGGCCAAGAGAUUAAUCAUGGAGGGUGACUUGCAUGAGGUGCCGGCACUGACCACUGUCCAAGCACUGGCACUCAUGUCUGUAAGAGAAGCUGGAUGUGGGAGAGAAGCUAAGGGCUGGGUAUAUAGCGGCAUGAGCUUCAGGAUGGCCUGCGACUUAGGCCUGAAUCUAAACUCGGGCGGCAUGCAGUCGAGCAAAAGCGCUAUGGACGAAACGGAGGAGGACGCCAGGAAAAUCACGUUCUGGGGCUGCUUCUUAUUUGACAAGUGUUGGUCGAACUAUCUCGGACGACUACCACAGCUCCCUAAUUCCAUCAUAACGGUACGGAAGUUUGACGUCUUCCCAGUCGAGGAUGCUGGUAUCUGGUCUGCAUAUACGGACUCGGGGUUCAGCCAGGCACAUGCACAACCUUCGCGAACACGAGCAGUCGCCCUGCAGAUAUCUCGGUUAUGCGAGAUAUCUAGCGAUCUCAUGAAUUUCUUUUACAACCCCAUAGAUAUGGAUAAGGCAAAGGGGAAACAAGCUGAGCUUAAAAAGCUUAGUGAAAUUCACCAGCGGCUCGAAACGUGGAGACGAGAGCUUCCAAAAGAGCUGGAGCCGAAGGAAGGCGGUUUGCCAAGUAUACUUGUGAUGCACAUGUUCUUCCAAAUACUAUACAUCCAUCUAUUCCGACCGUUCCUCAAAUAUAAUCAAAGCACCUCUCCGCUCCCUGCGCACGUCUCUCCGCGGAAACUUUGCACUCAGGCAGCCCAAAUGAUAUCUAAGCUACUUCGGCUUUACAAGCGAUCGCAUGGAUUACGACAGAUCUGUAACAUCGCCGUCUACAUAGCUCACUCAGCUUGUACGAUACAUCUCCUCAAUCUCCCAGAGAAAAAUGCCCGCCGAGACAUUAUCCAUGGCGUCAAGCACCUAGAAGAGAUAGCAGAGGGCUGGUUAUGCGCUCGCCGGACUCUCGGUAUCCUCAGCAUCCUCGCCAAAAACUGGAACGUUGAGCUUCCCGAAGAAGCCGUGACAGUCUUGGCCCGCACUGAUGCGAAGUUCGGUCCGUAUGGCGAAGCAAACACGCCAAAAGCCAUGGUCCGCGAACCCAAAAAAUACGAGGAGAAUCCCACUUCCGGAUCACCUCUCCUCCCAGCGUACAGCAUGCCCAUGUCUACCGCAGCAACAUCAACCACCACCUUCUUUGACAAACACGGCCUCCCAAUUUCAGCCCUCACUUCCGAAGCCCUCCGUCGCGGUUCCGAAAACCGCUCCUUACCACCCAACGACGCCUCAUCCAUGGCCUACCCACGCGUCGUUCGCCACCCCUCCGACAACAUCAACGCCUCUACACCAACCAGCACCGCAGGUAACAACCGCCAAUCUCUGGACAGCACCACCAAUUCCUCCGGCAACAGCCCGUCCCAGCUCUUCGGGGGCGUCGAUGCGCUCAUCCGCGAAAGCCAAGACUGGUGGCUGCGUGAUCAGAGCCAGUUAGCCGUGGGCUUUGAGAAUUGGAAUCUCAGUGCCGAGGAUCUCGCUUGGUUGAAUAGCUCGGUGAUUGGUAGCCCUGCGGCUUCCGUGAACAGUUAUGCGACCGGCGAGGUUAAUGGGAGUGGCGGGGCAAAUGCGAAUGCGAAUGCGAAUGGGGUCAAUAAGACUGCCGCCGUGGUUAAUGGCGUGAGUGGAUAUGGUAGUGCGCUGAAUACUUAUAAUGAGCAGGAGUGGUAUCAAUGAGCAUCGUCCGAGAUGUUCGAUAGGUGUUGGUUGUCCGUCUCCUUGGUCGGUGGAGCAAUAGGACCUAGGUAGGAAUAUUGGUAGGUAUAGGCUUGGUGUUAGUACUAGUGUGAACAGAAGUGUAUGUUGUUUGUUGUAUAUGAAUCACGAUUCGAUCGCUGUUACGGCUACUUGGUUUAGGAAUACCUGGAAAUUAUCUCCUGAUGCCCGAAAAGAAGAUGGUCUGUCACCAGGUGUGGAGCUUAUUGGUGUCAGGACGGGCAGACAAACAAGUUUUGGUGUCUCUGUUUGUGUUUGUGUUUGUGUUUGAGGCUUAUUUAACGAGAGAGGGAUGAUGAUGAUAUUGAUGAUGUAUGUAGUACACGUGGAUAUUGGUAUGAGUUUUUGAGAACGGUGGGAAACAGUUAGUGGCUUUAAUUGUAUACGUUUUCACUCU
This is a messenger RNA of Lindgomyces ingoldianus, 3421 nucleotides long. RefSeq names its product pathway-specific nitrogen regulator. NCBI's taxonomy places the organism in Eukaryota, Fungi, Ascomycota, Dothideomycetes, Pleosporales, Lindgomycetaceae. The transcript has 5 exons. Gene Ontology annotation, biological process: DNA-templated transcription; regulation of DNA-templated transcription. Gene Ontology annotation, molecular function: DNA-binding transcription factor activity, RNA polymerase II-specific; DNA binding; zinc ion binding. The record is from RefSeq and is a predicted model, not a curated record. Bases 349 to 2985 code for a protein of 878 amino acids.